Molecule: messenger RNA, 769 nt
Organism: Teleopsis dalmanni
Lineage: Eukaryota; Metazoa; Arthropoda; Insecta; Diptera; Diopsidae
Exons: 1
Coding region: 98-664 (188 amino acids)
Source: RefSeq, a predicted model, not a curated record
GAUAUUUAAAAAAUAAAUUACAAUAGAAAUUCGAACAAAAAUUCAUAGGAUAGAAAUUCAAAAUUACAUCAUUGCGUCAUAGCAAAAAUUCCUUAAGAUGGCAUGUCUUGCAGCAAUUGCCUUCACUGCUGUGGUCCACUUAAUUUUUCGUACAUCAUUCUUUUUCACUCAGAGUUUGGACAAAUGCUCAAAAUCACCAGGUAUUUCCAGUUGGAUUUUCGUCAUUGCCUUGUUGGAUAUAUUAUCAGAUAUUAAAUUAUAUCCGUAUCGUUACGCGCAUUUGGGAAAAUGGAUCCAAAUCUCUGUUGAAAUUGUUAUGACAGUCUUGAUCACGGAAUUCAUAACAUUAGUUAUGUGGUGUACUUUCGAGCGUAUAAUCGGACGACUUACAAAGGCUUUACUUUUGGUUGUGGGUUUGGAUUUGAGUACCUAUCUGAAAUAUGAGAAAGUUAUUUUGGGUACGAUAACUACUGCUUUCAGUCUCUCCAUAUUAUGCUACGCUUUACAAGCUACCGAUCAUAUAUAUUUUGUGCAACUAAAAUGUAAGCGGUUUGCCAAGAAAGUUAAAGUGGAUUGCCUACAUUAUUGGUACAACUUAACAGGUGGUCCCAAAAUUUCUCGAAAUAAGAUGUACCAAUAUUAUUUAUGUGAUUCCGAUGACUAAUGAACUGAAAAAUUGGUCCUAAUUUCGAUGUGCAUAUGAACAUAUAUAUAUAACUAUACACGAAUAUAUAAGAGUAUAUAUUUAAGAAUCCUCAAUUUGCUGAAU